AUGGUGGCAACGGGUAUGGGCAUCGUUGCCCAGCUUCCUUAUAUCAAGGAGCUCGUGGAUGGGCAAUGCCAAGGUCAGAUGCUCAAGGUCACCGUCUAUAACAAGAUGGUAUCUCCAUCAGAGGCCCCAGGAGCAGUUGGUCAACACGAUCUUAUCGCGGUAUAUGGUGGGGACGUCAAUUGGGAAGACGAGCUGUCAGCUGAGCUAGAGAAACAAAUUGGCACACUUCUCAUCACAGGUAUUACUUCCGAUGGGAUUUGA
Molecule: messenger RNA, 261 nt
Organism: Aspergillus alliaceus
Lineage: Eukaryota; Fungi; Ascomycota; Eurotiomycetes; Eurotiales; Aspergillaceae
Exons: 2
Coding region: 1-261 (86 amino acids)
Source: RefSeq, a predicted model, not a curated record